GUCGGUGUUGUGGUUUCUGCAUGGUUUAAAAUAAACCUGACUUAAGUCACUUUUCUCGUAGCUAUGUGUUCCGGAGGUUUGACUUCGAGCUCGCGGGAUUAGAGUUUUAGUAUUACCAGCCGAUCUGUUGAAGUCAGACUUGAAGACUGUUUGGAAGAGCGUAUGCUGCCCGGGCGCGUAAUAUCCAUCGUCGUUUCCCAAUGAGCAGUAGCAGCACAACUGUGAUAUUGAGGAUAGCCUAAGGAUUAUAACAAAAAAAAAAGCAUUUUAAAAAGCAAAAUGGCGUCACACCGUGUAUAUUAUUUUCUACAAAUUUUCACAAUAGCCGUACUAGCGUAUGGAGCCCAAAUUCCACAGUCAACAAAAUUCUCCUCGUCUUCGGCGUCAUCAUCGAAAACAACAACAGUUGAACCAACAGUGCGGAUACAAUGUUUGUCCGGUUCAAUGUUAAUAACAAUCAAAGAUGCUCCGCCAAGUCAUGAAAACGGUCUUUUCAGUGGAAUGAUUUAUCCUAAGGGAUUAUCGAAAAAUUCAACAUGUCUGACAGAAUACCGUGACCACGAUGGACCUUUACGCUACAAACUUCCUCUACGUAGUUGCAAUACUAUGCCACAAGAAACGGAUGACGGGGGUAUUGAAUUCUUCAAUACGAUUGUCCUUCAGCCCCAUUUGAAGCUGGUCACUGAUCUUGGACGUGGCUAUCAUGUACGUUGUCGCUACCAAAGUCGGGAAGCUGCUACGAAACAACAACAACAAUCGGCUACGAAUUGGGCUGAACAUGCUCAGCCCUACCGAAGUGAUGCUAACGACCCGAUCGAAUCGAGCGAUCGACGCGAUCAUGGCCGAUCUUUGGAUAUCGAAACGAAACUAACCACAUCCCAUGGUAAUGGUGUCGAUGCUGAUGGGGAUGUACCAAUGCCCGGAUGUCACAUGAAGAUCUACACAGGCGAUAAGAUUGCUGAGAACGUCAAGAUCGGUGAUCCUUUGACACUGGUUGUGAAUAUUGAUGAGCAGGAAUUAUAUGGAUUGCAUGUGACAGAUUGUCUUGUAAGGGAUGGUCUCGGAUGGGGAGAACAGAAACUGAUCAAUGAUAAUGGAUGCCCAUUGGACAAUGAAAUUAUGGGAUCAUUCGAAUACUCAGAAGACAGAAUGGCUGCAACUGUAACAUUCCCUGCUCACAAAUUCCCAUAUACUGCAUCCGUUUACUACCAAUGCAAUGUCAGAUUAUGCGCUCUUCAGGAUCCUGAUUGUCAAAAGGCACCAACCUGUGGGUCAAAUAAACGGCCAAAACGACAGGCUAACGGAAAGGAGGAUGAUAGCGAUGGACUUCCAGCCUUCAUCGAAGUAUACUCAGGAUUGUAUGUGAAUGAAAACCCAGAAAUUUCAGAAAGUGAUGGGGAUUCAGUCUUCAAAGAGAAGACACCGGAUGAUGCUCUGUGCAUUUCACAACGUACGUUCGCUAUUGCGAUUGCAAUUGCUGGUCUUAUCCUGAUGUUAGCCGUUGUUGCUGCUGUUCUUUGCAUAAUGGCCCGAAGACGUGGCAAGACUGUUUCAAAUUCGGGUAGUUCCAUAUACAGUGGACCCUACACAAACACAGCAUUUUCACAUAGUAGCUAGAGAGAAACGCCCCUGUUUAUUUCUUUAAUUUGUUAACAACCGCCCUCCUCACAAAAAUCAAAAAACUAAAAUAAUUUUCUAAGAAUAAACUUCAACAAAAUGUUGCCAAAUUCAUGUGAUUACUGGAAAAAGUAUGAAUUGAGAUAUAAUUUAGAUGAGAGUUUAAUGCAUGUAGUUGUUUUAGAGAAAACCCUAAUUGAAUUCGAAUAUUCAGUUUCAUAAAAUAAACAGAAGGAGGAAAGAAUUUGGUGCAGAAACAGAAAUAUUUAUGUACAUUCUUAAAUAGGAUCAGUGUUUGAAGUUUUCAAAUCAAACAGAAAGUUCCAACUGAAAAUUUUAGAUUUGAAACCAAUUUGCGGGUUGUUUCUUUGUUACGCUUCGAAAGCUUUGUUAACACAAUCAAAUUAAAUUCCUCAAAUAACAGCUACUAUAAUGGAUUAAAUUUAUGUUAAACAUAUAUUAAGUCAUACUGUAUAUGUUAAUAACUUUACUAUACUUUAAAAGUCGAGUAAUAAUUUUCCAAGAUAAUACUAGGCAAUAAGGGCAUUGCCUACUAAUAUCGCAGAGAUUUUGGUCCGUACUUUGCUUGAACAUUCAUACGAUGGGGGCCCUGUUUUUAUUUAUAUCUUCUCUCUUAUUUAAAAUCUCCGUUUAGUGCCAUUAUAAAUAUUUAAUCUUACUAUACUUUAAGCUUUAUUCAUUCCCAGUGUCUUUUUUACUCCUAUUUUCGAAAGUAUAUUCGCGCCCCAAAAUACGCUUUUUCAAUGCAAAGGAAAGACAAGAAAAUCUCUGAUAACAUUCCUAUCCAAACUAAUUAUAGAAACACACUCUUCCCACAUACAUAUGUAUAAAAUAUCUCCAAAACAGAAACAGAAAUUUAAUUUCUGCAGGAAUCUUAUCUGGUGGUGGGUCCUCUCAGCUGUAUACUGUCAAAGCUUGGGUUCUCCCUAGGGAACCGAGCUUCAACAUAUCCUCCCUAUACAUAUACACAUUACACACAAAUAUAAUCAAUAAAUGUGAAAUAAACAUUAUUAAGAAAUAAGUGAACAUUUGAAACAGUCUUGUCAUAUAUUCGCUAUUAUUCGUCAAUUAAGUCACUAAAUUUUAACGGACGUAUAUAAUUAAUGAAAGCAAGUUAAUUAUCUAUUCAGAGAAAAAUAUGAAAAUGCAAAAAAUAAAUACUUAUAAAUACUUGACAUUUCCUUAGUACCUUCCCAGGAAGGGUGUUGAGCAUGUAAUUAAACAUAUUAAUGGAAAAUGUAAAACGCAUUAACAUUUUACGAUAUUUCACUUUGAAUUGCUUCACUGAUUUGUUUUUCGCAAAUACUCCGCACUUUUCAAAAUGAAUCAAAUUGAUUGUGGCCAAAAGCAACAAUAUCCUCGAUUUGUCGUGUUUCGAGGAUAAGCACAAUCGCUAUGCAUUUUGCUUAGUUGUUAUUUGACUAUUGUUUCACCUGAGGGAAUUCAAAACAGGUCACUGGAGCUUUUCAAACAAAUUAAAAAGAAAAGGAUAAAAAAAUUGUAAAAUUUUGAAUAGAAGUCAUUGAACCAAGUUUCAACUGGAAUUUUGCGUUCAAUGUUGUAGAAUGAAAAAUGUUAAAAAAUGCGUGGAAAACCUACAAGGAAACAUUCAAUGUAAAACAACGAAUAUCAUCAUGUUUAAAAACUGAAUAAACAAAAUGAGGUGCUUUAAAUUGUAUAAAUCGAUAAA
Hermetia illucens (black soldier fly) is the source of this 3328-nucleotide messenger RNA. RefSeq lists its product as uncharacterized. The coding region runs from base 280 to 1617 and encodes 445 amino acids. The record is from RefSeq and is a predicted model, not a curated record. NCBI's taxonomy places the organism in Eukaryota, Metazoa, Arthropoda, Insecta, Diptera, Stratiomyidae. The transcript is spliced from 10 exons.